AUUUUUUCAAAAUUUCGAAGGGUAACUAUAAACAGUAAUAAUACAAUAGUUAGUCAAAAUCCACGUCACGUUAAAAACUCAAAAUUAUUCAUGUGGUGAGCGAAAAAGAAGAAAAAUGUUAAUGAACUGUUCAAAAAUUCUCAUUAAAAAUUCAAAGCUUGCACUAUUACUACGGAAAAUUGUUGGAUUGAAAAAUUGUCGGAAUCUUUGUGCUGGCGCGGAUUUGUGUUCAGACGAAAGGAAAGGGCUUGUAUUGGGAGUGUACAUAGGCGAUGGAGGAGAACCCUGUUUGACGCCCACCGCUAAAAAAUUUAACGAUUGCGUCAAUGGCAAAUUGCUUGAAGUUUAUAAAAGGUGUUGUGCAAGACCACUUCAAGUAGGGGACGGCUGUGUGUUUAACAAUUUAGGCCAAGAGUUCUAUGCGGUGGCAUUGGUAGGACUGGGGAGUCAAAACCUUUGCUACAACGAGCUCGAAGUUAUUGACGAAGGCACCGAAGCCGUUAGACAGGCGGCAGCGGUAGGAUCUCAAUCGCUUAUUAAAAGGAAUUGCACCAGGGUCCUGGUGGAAGGACUUGGACAUCCUGAACAGGCGGCCGAAGGAAGUGCUCUGGCACUAUGGCGGUAUCAAGAGAACAAGCAACGCAAAGAUUGGUGGACCAUUCCGUCGUUAGAACUGUACGAAGAUCCCGACACUCAGAGCUUUCAAAGAGGAUUGUUUAAAGCCGAAUGUCAGAAUUUGGCGAGGAGAUUGUCGGACACGCCCGCAAACCAAAUGACACCCUUACAUUUUGCCCAGGAAGCAGUCAACGAACUUUGCCCUUGCGGAAUAAAGGUUGAAGUUCACGAUAAAGAUUGGAUAGAAGCGCGAAAGAUGAACGCAUUUCUGACGGUUGCCAGGGGUUCGUGUGAACCCCCCAUAUUCCUAGAAAUGAAUUACUGUGGAGAACCGAGAGGGGUGAAACCGAUCAUGAUUGUGGCGAAGGGAGUAACGUACGACAGCGGUGGAUUAUGUCUGAAGCCGAAACAUAAAAUGUCUAAAUACAAAGGUGACGUGUCAGGAGCAGCCGCUGUAGUUGGCGCUAUGAAAGCUGCAGCAGCCCUAAGUUUACCCCUAAACAUUACCGGUCUCAUUCCCCUGUGUGAAAACAUGCCCAGCGGGAUGGCCAUGAAGUCUGGAGAUAUAGUGUGCGCAUUAAACAGCAAAUCCAUCGAGAUAGAAGAUUGUGAUAACGAAGGUAGACUUCUGCUGGUUGACGCAUUCGUUUGGGGACAAAAUUUUUACAAGCCGCGUCUUAUAAUCGACGUGGCCACUCUUACCUUUGGGGUCAAGAAGGGGCUCGGAUCUGGAGCUACUGGAGUUUUCGUCAAUUCAGAAACUUUGUGGAGCCAGGUAAGAAAAGCGUCGGUGAUAUCUGGAGAUAGAGUUUGGCGUCUGCCGCUGUGGAAAGCGUUCACGGACAAGGUCACUAACUACAGGUCACACGACGUUAACAACAAAGGCUACGGCCGGGGUUCGGCAUGUUUGGGUGCGGCGUUCCUUCAGGAGUUCAUCCAAUGCGUGGAUUGGAUACAUUUUGAUACGACCGGAACGGGGCUGGUUUCUCUUAAUAAAGUUGUACCCUAUUUAACAAAGGGUAGGAUGACCGGCAGACCGACACGUACAUUGAUCCAACUCCUCUAUCAGCUCGCCUGUCCUGCGAUAGCAAAUCGCGAAGUCUCUUGUUAAAAGACGUACCUGCCUACAAGAAGAAUUGUGAUCGUUAUGUGUCUACUAGUUCAUGACUCUUGAAGGGUGUGUUGUAAAUUUAUUUGGGGUGAGAGCGCGAUUCUGGUUCAUUUUCGGUUUUGUUUUUUGUGCACUGUGCCGACUUUUUUAAAAUUCGAAUGUAUUUAUAUCAGAGAUGCAAGUUCAAACUACCUUCAUGAAUUCAAGGGGAUUCCUUCGACUCUAUUUUGGACAGGCUGGUCACCUGUCAACUCAUUCCCUUAUCCAAAGGGCGUGAGACUUAGUGAUUAUUCUUAUUUCAAUAAGUAAAAUGGUUGCAUCAGUUUAUCUCUUGAUACUACAACGCAUUUCAUCGCGCAAAACUUUUGUAUUUUUCAAAAACCUCAUACGUUAAUUCAUUACCUAAGCAAAUUUUAUCAAGUGUCUAAGUAUUAUUUACAUUUAUACCUUUAUAAUAUAUUGAUAGUACUAUUUAUUAUAUGGACUAUUUAAGAUUU
Agrilus planipennis (emerald ash borer) is the source of this 2223-nucleotide messenger RNA. RefSeq names its product cytosol aminopeptidase-like. Gene Ontology annotation, molecular function: metalloaminopeptidase activity; manganese ion binding. Lineage: Eukaryota; Metazoa; Arthropoda; Insecta; Coleoptera; Buprestidae. Bases 116 to 1726 code for a protein of 536 amino acids. Gene Ontology annotation, biological process: proteolysis. Gene Ontology annotation, cellular component: cytoplasm. The transcript is spliced from 5 exons. The record is from RefSeq and is a predicted model, not a curated record.